Molecule: messenger RNA, 5908 nt
Organism: Chenopodium quinoa (quinoa)
Lineage: Eukaryota; Viridiplantae; Streptophyta; Magnoliopsida; Caryophyllales; Amaranthaceae
Product: mediator of RNA polymerase II transcription subunit 33A-like
Exons: 13
Coding region: 1948-5646 (1232 amino acids)
Biological process (GO): regulation of phenylpropanoid metabolic process
Cellular component (GO): mediator complex
Source: RefSeq, a predicted model, not a curated record
CUUAGGCGAUUUAUUUGAUUGUUGUUUUUUAAUUGCCAGUUGGGAGUUUUACACUUAUCAAUAAGUAUCUUAUUGAAAUAUUUUUAUUGUUUUUGAUAUAUACUUAUGAAAUGUUAUUUAACCUUUAAUUAUAUCUUAACAGGUUAUAAAGAUUAAUACAGAGAUCUGUUUUUUUUUUUUUUUUGACAAAUAAUACGGAGAUCUUAAAAAAAGAAAUAAAAUCAAACUAAAAAAACCAAAUACUCUGUUCUCUCUCCUCUAAAAAGAAAACCCUCUUGUAACCUAGAACUCACCGGAGUUCCGGCGCCGCGGCCGGUUCUCCGGCGGGUUCCUCUUCUAUGUAUUAAGCUUUUCUUUUCUAGCGUUCUAGCGUUGAAGGUGAAGUGGAACCAGGCUCCCAGCGGGCUUCAAACUCCGCUUAGUGUUUAACCUCUUCUCGCCGGAAAUUCUCAAGGUGGUUUUCUCACUUUUUAAGUUUAAAGUUCUAGUAGCUUUGUGAUUUGGGUACUCGAGGGUAAGAAGGUCGUUUUCAAUUGGGUUUAAAGUUUCGUUUGACAAAACAAGAUUCGAAGGCUACCUCUAACGCCGCCGACUUCACGUGAUCGAAAAGAUCGAGUUGGUAAAGGUAAAGUUAGAGUAGGCUAGCUCUAACGCCGCCGACUUCGUGUGAUCGAAAAGAUCGAGUUGGUAAAGGUAAAGAUAGAGUUAGGGUUUGUUCGUUUUCUUGCGUUGGGCUUUAUUCUCGUUCCUUUAAUUUCCUCUACCCAUUUUCUGUUUAUGUCACCAUUUCGGGUUUGUCUCUUGGUUGUCUUGUCGCCGGUGAUGUUAGUCCAGUUUGACCUUCACGGUAAAGGCGGUAAUCGGAGGCUGGUGACUGUUGGUUGGUUUCUUGCUUAUUUUAUGGCUUUUUUGGUUUAAUUUUAGUUUUCCUUGCUUCUAUGGGUCUUUGCUAUGAGUUUGAUGCUAUGAGAUGCGGUUCUCUUUGUUCUAAUUGGGGUUUGUCAAGUUUAAUUGUGGGUUUAAAGGGGUGUGUCCUGCUCCUAUUUAGAAUUUUGGUUAUGCGAGGUUUGGGUUUGUGGGGAAUUUGCCAUUGUUAUGGUAUGGUUUAGUUCAUAUGGUUGGUUAGGGUUUGUUGUUUGUUUGUUGUUUCCUCUUUCGAUUUUCUCAAUCGAAAGAGUUUCAAAAGGUUGUCCCUUGAUGUCCUUUGUUUCAGCUUAGUAGUGGAUUUUCAAUCUAUUACUUUGAAAAAUGCCUAUCUUAACACUACUCCCCAAAAUGAAAUGUUUGGGGGCCUCCGAAAGGUUAUUUUGGAGGUUUAUAGUAUGUCAAUGGUCUCUUUCCUUGAGAAAGGAUCAAUGGUACCCACAAUUAAGGGUAUCGAAUCACUUGUAAGGGUGAUUCAAUGUGUGUUGUUACGCCCUAAUCGCUAUGUUUUCCUACCCCAUUUACUUAUUAAUAUAGGCUCUCGGUGUCCUUUUCAACUCGUUAAUAUGUAUGCCAGAAUUUGUUUGUUCGUCGUCCUCCAAUGCUUUCUCCAAGUUCAAGAGAAUGUGGAAUACAUAAUCAGAAAGGUGUGUUUCUCAUUGCAUGCUCAAAGGAUAAUGGCAGAAUUUUCAAACCAACAAGAUCAAUUGUGGAAGUACUUUAAUUUAAUGUAUUCUCGUUGUAAUAGAGGAGGUAACGCUCCCUUUUUGACUUGAAUGGACCACUAUGCCCUUUAUGCAAUUUGGGUUAUAAAAAUGACCUUGUUCCCUAUUUGGACACAAUACAUGAAACAGUCCCCUCACUUCACGACAUUGCUGUCCCGAGCUUCCCCAAAUCGGUCCCCACGACCUUGCAACCAAAUCGGUCCUCACGACCACCUAAAUUUUCUAUUUUCAAAAAUCGUUAAAUUUUCCGACGGGUCUUGGGUCAUGGACGGCGAGUGGAACAUACGUACGCCGGAGAAUGCGUCAGAUCAGUCUGGUCAUUCCUUGUCGACAUUCUCGACCCACUGGAUAUAGGCUUUACAUGGAAUUUUUGAAGAGAUAUGCUUUUAAGUUGAAGUCUCAGAUCAGUGUGCCUAAUUUUGGAAAAGUCAUGAUGUCAAUUGAGCAUGUCCUAUGUCUUUCUCAGAUAUUUGGUUCACGAGCAAGUGAACCAAAUGUUUUAUUGGUUGAAUUUGUGUUUACUAUCAUGUGGCAGCUGCUUGAUGCAUUACUAGAUGAUGAGGGUUUACUGGAACUUACCACAGAGAAGAAAUCUUUCUGGGCUAUUAGUACUCAAGAGAUGGAUGUUGAUCCUUAUGAUAAUUAUGAUGAGAAGAAGUUUGAACAACUUGACAAAUUGAGAAGAAUGAAUACUGAGAUGGCCUUUGAGAUUAUUGGACAAUUUUUUAAAAAUGGAGUUACCUUUAGAAUGAUUUGCUUGGUUCGCCAUAACAUGCCAAAACAAUGGGCAGCUUUAACUGAAAGAUUAGAGUUGCUUGCAACUAACUCAUCAACGUUAAGGAAUCCAAAGAUUUUAAGUCCCAAAAUGCUUUUAGAAUUGACUUCUGAUGCUUGCAAACUUUCAUCCUGGAAAUACAAAAAGUCAGAAGAGUUUUCUGGUGAUUUGGAUUUCAUAUCACUGGCUUCUCCUGUUCAUGGUCAAGAAACUUGCCAUUAUGGUUUGUGGCUUCCACUUGAUAUAAUUUUGGAGGAUGUCAUGGAUGGAUCUCAAGUUACAGCAACAAGUGCGGUUGAGAUCAUUACUGGUUUGGUGAAGUCCCUUCAAGCGAUUAACAAUACCUCCUGGUAUGAUACCUUUUUAGCCUUGUGGGUUGGUGCUCUACGUUUCGUUCAAAGGGAAAGGGAUCCAAUGGAAGGGCCUGUUCCUCGCCUUGACACCCGGAUGUGUGUUUUGUUGUCGAUCACUCCUCUAGUGGUUGCUGAUCUCAUUGACGAAGAGGAAAAUCCACUAGAUGAAUCAGAAAGUGGUUUAACCAAUAAUUGGAAUAGAAGAUUUGAUCCCUACACUCGUCGCAAAGAUUUGGUUUCCUGUUUGCAGAUACUUGGCGAUUAUCAGUCUUUGCUGUCCCCACCUCAAUCUGUUGUUCCUUCUGCCAAUUUGGCUGCUGCAAAAGCAAUGAUGAUUAUUUCAGGCAUUGAUGUCUCUGGUGGAUACUUUGAAUGCAUUAAUGUGGAUGAUCUACCAACUAACUGCGCUGGGAAUAUGCGGCACUUAAUAGUUGAAGCUUGCAUAGCUAGGAAUCUUCUUGAUACAUCGGCAUAUUUUUGGCCAGGCUAUGUGAAUGGUCAAAUAAAUCAAUUUCCUAGUCGUAUUCCUUCUCAAGUGCCUGGUUGGUCAUCAUUUAUGCAGGGAGCUUCACUUAGACCUGUGAUGAUCAAUUCUAUGGUUGCUGCUCCAGCUUCAAGUUUAGCAGAGCUGGAGAAAGUAUUUGAGCUUGCAAUGAGCGGAUCAGAGGAUGAAAAGAUUUACGCAGCCACAAUUCUUUGUGGGGCAUCCUUACUUCGGGGAUGGAAUGUACAGGAGCAUAGUGUGUCUUUUAUAACUAGGUUACUGUCUCCUCCAGUUCCUGCUGAUUUUCUGGGUAAUGACAGCCAUCUUAUAGCAUAUGCACCAAUGCUUUUUGUGCUCUUGGUUGGAAUAGCACCAGUUGACUGUGUCCAGAUCUUCUCGUUACAUGGCUUGGUGCCUCAACUUGCUGCAUCAUUAAUGACAAUCUGUGAAGUUUUUGGAUCAUGUGUUCCUAAUGUUUCAUGGACAGUCAAUGAGGAAGAAAUUUCCGCUCAUGCUGUUUUUUCAAAUGCCUUCGCUCUACUUUUGAAGCUCUGGCGGUUCAAUCAUCUGCCUCUUGACUAUGGUGUGGGAGAUGUACCUCCAGUUGGGUCUCAACUUACUCCAGAGUACCUUUUAUUAGUGCGGAACGCUCUCCUUUCAUCUGCAGGAUAUGUCCUCAAGGAUCGUAACAAAAGAAGACUUUCAGCUGUUUUUAGUGCAUCAUGCCCAAAACCCAUAUUCGUUGAUUCCUUUCCAAAAUUGAAAGUCUGGUAUCGUCAGCACCAAGCAUGCAUUGCUGCACCUCUCUCUGGUCUAAUUCCUGAAAGUCCUGUGCAUCAGAUUGUUGAGGUACUUUUAAAUAUGAUUUUCAGAAAGAUCAACAGAGGAGUUCAGUCUUCUGCAGCUUCUGGAAGUAGUAAUUCUUCUGGGCCUGCUAGUGAAGACAGCUCUUUAAGACCCCAGUUGCCUGCUUGGGAUAUUCUGGAAGCUGUUCCCUAUGUUGUUGAUGCAGCCUUAAGUGCCUGUGCUCAUGGACAGGUCACUCCUCGUGAGCUAGCUACAGGUCUUAAAGAUCUUGCUGAUUUUCUUCCUGCGUCUUUGGCAACAAUAGUGAGUUACUUUUCUGCUGAAGUGACUCGGGGAAUAUGGAAACCGGCUCUUAUGAAUGGAACAGAUUGGCCAAGCCCUGCAGCAAAUUUAUCUAAUGUUGAGGAACAAAUCAAGAAUAUACUUGCUGCAACUGGGGUUGAUGUUCCCAGCCUUGCUGCAGCAGUAAAUUCUCCAGCUACUCUUCCUCUGCCGUUGGCUGCAUUUUUGAGCCUCACUAUAACCUAUAAACUUGACAAAGUAUCGCAGCGUUUCCUCAAUCUGGCAGGACCAGCCCUUGAGUCCCUUGCAGCUGACUGCCCAUGGCCAUGCAUGCCUAUUGUGGCUUCUUUGUGGACACAAAAGGCAAAACGUUGGAGUGAUUUCCUUGUCUUCUCGGCAUCACGUACCGUCUUCCUCCAUGACAACAAUGCUGUGGUUCAGCUUCUCCGUAGUUGCUUUACUACCACACUUGGUCUGAGCACCAAUCCUUCUUCAAGCAGAGGUGGGGUUGCUGCCCUUCUUGGCCAUGGAUUUGGGUCUCAUUUCAAUGGGGGGAUAUCUCCUGUUGCUCCAGGAAUUCUAUAUUUGCGUGUAUAUCGCUCUGUUAGAGAGAUCAUGUAUUUAGCAGAGGAAAUAAUAUUUCUCUUAAUGCAGUCUGUUCGAGAGAUAGUAGGUGCUGGGAUAUCUAAGCAAUCAAGAAAGAAACUUAAAAGGACAAAAAUGGGACCAAUAUACGGGCAGGUCUCGCUCGAUGUGGUAAUGACUAAAGUGAAACUGGCAGCUUCUCUUGCUGCUACACUUCUGUGGUUAUCUGGGGGACAGUGCUUGGUUCAGUGUCUAUUAAAAGAAACUCUACCUUCUUGGUUCAUCUCAGUUCAGAGAUCUGCACAAGAAGAACCAGAAGAAAUAGUUUCAACGUUUAGAGGUCAUGCAUUGGCGUAUUUUGCAGUCCUGUGUGGAGCCUUUGCUUGGGGUGUUGACUCAUCAUCACCUGCAUCCAGACGACGCCCUAGAAUUCUUGGGCAAUACUUGGAAUUUCUAGCAAGUGCUUUGGAUGGUAAGAUCUCUUUGGGUUGUGAUUCAGUUGUAUGGAAAGCCUAUGUUUCGAGUUUCAUAAACUUGAUGGUAGGGUGCACACCAAAUUGGGUGGUGGAAAUGGACGUGAAUGUAUUGAUGAGACUGAGUGAAGGACUGAUUCACUGGAAUGAAGAGGACAUUGCUUUUGCAUUGCUCACGACUGGUGGGAUGAAUACCAUGGGUGCAGCGGCAAAGCUCAUAGUAGAAAGUGAGAGAUAACGCACAUCUUUCUUUCUUUCUUUCUUUUUGCGGCACCUAAAUUUUAUAAAAGGUGCCUGCUAGUUUCUUGUAGAAUUGUACAUGAGUUUCAUCAUGUAGGGUAGUUGUGCAGCCAUGACCACAUUGUAUUUUUAUUUUUAUUUGUAGGGAGUACAUGUUUACUCAUAUUGAGAUUACGUAACUAAUCUUUGUACCAUAGCUAUCUUUUAUUACCUUGCUACGAGUAUUAAAUAGGGAGAGGUGUAUAGUAUUGGUUUUUUUU